CGCUAUAUAUAACGUGCAACAAUAGUUAGUAAGACUUCUGAUAAUUGAGUGUGUAAGCAUCGGAGAAAAAGACUAGCAGCUGCAGCAAGCAAACAUAAAAUAAUGGAGGACGACACGAGGAGGACGAUGAUGAAGACAAACUUCCUCGUUCAUUGCAAAAAGAACAUCAUGAACGGCGGCGAGGAGGAACAGGACGACGGUCCUCUUUCACUCCCCGGGUUCCGGUUCCAUCCGACGGACGAAGAGCUAGUUGGGUUUUAUCUCAAGAGGAAAGUGGAGAAGAAGGCUCUGCGAAUCGACAUCAUCAAACACCUGGACGUCUACAAGUAUCAGCCAUGGGAUCUCCCAAGUGAACUCCAAUCCUACUUUCUAAGUGUGUAUAUAUAUGUAUCAUGCUGGUUCGUUGGUCCUGUCCUGACAGACAGUUGCUUUGCUUCUGCAGCAGAUGCACAAGGGGGAGGAGGAGAAAGGGAAUGGUAUUUCUUCUGCAAGAGAGGGAGGAAGUACAAGAACAGCGUGAGGCCCAACAGGGUGACUGCCGGUUGCGGGUUCUGGAAAGCCACCGGAAUCGACAAGCCCAUUUAUUCCACCGGCGGUGGUGGUGGUGACUGCUGCAUCGGCCUGAAGAAGUCUCUGGUUUACUACAGGGGAAGCGCCGGGAAAGGCACCAAGACCGACUGGAUGAUGCACGAGUUUCGUCUCCCACCUAGCAACACCUACGAAGCAGAGGUUUGGACGCUCUGUCGAAUCUUCAAGCGAGAGGCGUCUUACAGCAAGAAAGCAGACUCCCACAGUUGCAGAACAAGUGCUUCUGAAUCAGCUGGUGAUAGCUGCUGUUUUCCAUACGGAGUGUUGGGGGACAAGCUGGUCGAUGUGAUUGAUUCUAAAUCGUCGUCGGUUUGGAACCAUGGCUGUUGCAGUUCAGACAGCCAAUUGAUGAACUUCACCAAUAAAGAUGACGAUGAUCAUCAUCAAUGCCAGAGCAGCUUCUGCGAGCAAAGCAGCGGGCAACUGCAGGAAGAGUGUUUUGAAGAUGGGAGCUGGGAUGAACUCAGGCCGAUGGUCGACUUUGCUUUCGGCCACUCCAUCUUCUAUGAAUAG
Molecule: messenger RNA, 1101 nt
Organism: Linum tenue
Lineage: Eukaryota; Viridiplantae; Streptophyta; Magnoliopsida; Malpighiales; Linaceae
Source: the annotation of a GenBank genome assembly